GCAUUUCUCGGCUGCGCGUUCCCCUAGAGCUCUCAGCCCCCAGUUGUAGCAGUGUCAUGGCGUAGUGUGUCCGCUAGCUCUCAUCAUUGCACCCCCAUCCCACCUCCCGCGCACCAAAUCCCAGCACAACCAAGCCAACCAACUUUACGGAGCAACAUUUCCAUUCCCCCGGAGCAAGUUUCUACCGCGUUUGAAGCGCAGGCUCAUACAUACUUGAGCCGAAAUGCCUCCGACAUCGUUAAAGGACGUACUGCAGCCCGCCAGCCUGGGCUACACCCGGGUCCUGACCACCAUCACAGUAGACGUCAACAUCGACGAUCUAGGAAAUGUCAGGAUCGACUGUAUCCGAGAAGACAAGGAGAUGGGCAAGAAGGCCCUACUGCCCAGGAAAACUUACUGGACUGAGGAAUACAGAUGGAAUAGACUUACAGUCGGAUCGCCAGAAGAGAGAAGAAAUUGGUCACUGAAGAGCAUCGUAGAUGGGGUUGACGCCCCAGCAGAGGAGUACCUACGGUACAUAGAAGGAAGGACAAGCCCCAAACCAGAAGCUUUGGAGGCUCUGCCACCAGUUGAGGAACCGGAGUCGACGGAAGAAGAGAAGGUAGACAGUGACGUAAGCUAUCCCAUUCCUGAAAUCAACAGCCUUGACACAGCAGUCGAGGCUGAUGAGACAUUCAGUUCUGAAGAAGAAGAGGACAGACCACCAGCUCCUCCACCGAGGGUUGACAGUGUUACCACAGAAGACAAAGAACCAGAAGAGACAGUCACAGAAACAGACGAUGCGUUAGAUAGAACACAACCGGAAGAUGAAGAAGAACCAGAAGUAGAAGAGGUUGUACUACGAAUAGUAGAACCACUGGACGAGACUGUCUUAGAAACCACAAAGACGUCUGAAGAAGUAUGCGCACUCCCACCAGAAUCCCCCGACAUCAUACAAGACACUUCCCCUGAAGACACCAUCAUUCCAGAAGAAGUUUCAGACCAGCAAGACGAAGAAGAAGAACAUGUAGACAAAGAUGAACAUGAUGAGGAACAGGAAGUAGUAGAUGAUGCCCAAUUAAAAUCCCCAACUAAAAGAGUGCGUUUUCAUCCUGAAGCAAUCUACGUAAGUACCAUCCAAGAAGCUGUAGAGGAAGACGAAGGUGCGUCCUUGUCACCAAUCCCCGAAGAAGACACAGCCGCGGGGAAACAGACUAAAGAACCGGAACCAACAUCUCCUGAAGAAGAGAAGGACGACGACAGUGAUGCUGAGGAUAAACCACAGGAUACCCAAAUAUCAGUAGAAGUAGACGUGCACGUCUCAGCAGACAAGGAAGCUGAAGACGAGGAAACAUCAUCAGACGCUCCUCUUGCGGAGGAGGAGAUCCUCACAACCGACGACGAAGCAACAGACUCAAUAGCAGACGACAAGGAAGAGACUCAAUCAGAAGCUGAAGUUGAAGCAGAAGGUGAACACAAGGAAGAAGAGAGUGGGCCUUCCGUGGAAGAAGCUCACGAAAGUAAAGACGAAGCUGAUGAAAAGGAGCAAGACGAGGAGGGAGAAGAGCCUCAAGUUCCACAGGAGAAAGCUUCGAUAGAAGAGGAAGAACCACCGCAGGAGGAUGAAGCUGUACAGGAAGAAGAAGCAGUCUUAGAUGAAUCGGAUGUCUCUUCUGUUCCCAGGGAAUCACUUGGGGAGGAAGAGCUUCAGGCACUGAUAUCCGAUGACUGGGACCUGCUAACUUACGACGAGCCUGACGAUGAUGACUAUCCCCCGCUGAACAGCUAUUGCCCGCCAAAGUCGCCAGUGGGAGGGCAGGUUGCUGAACCCGUUGUCGUUGAGUUUGAAGAGUCAUAUGCAGAGGUGCUGAAAAAGGCACCUCCACCAGCAGAAGAGGAAACUCCAGAGGAUGAAACUCCUCCAGAUGUAGAAACAACUCAAGAGGACGAGGCCACUUCAGAGGAAAAAGCUCCUUCAGAGGAAGCUCCUUCAGAGGAUGAAGCUCCUCAAGAAGAGGAAGAGGCUUCUGAGGAAGUGGAGGAAGCCCCUGAAGUGAAGGAAGCAGCAUCUGAGGAUAAAGCUGCUUCAGAGGAGGAAGCUCCCCUAGAAGAGGAAGCAGCUACUGAAGACAAUGCUCCUUCAGAAGAAGAACCCACUGACGAAGAUACGAAAGAAGAUGAUAGUCCAUCCAUCAGCCAUGACGACACUCCAAAAGAGGAGGAGUCCGAAUCAGAAGAAGAGGCGACACCACCACAAGCAGACGAGCAAGAGGAAAGCCAAGAGGAAGCCACCAAGGCCUCAGAGGCCGCACCAUCUCCAAAAGAAGAGACAUCUACUCCGGAUGACGAAAAAGAUCAGGAAUCCGAAGAAGAAAAGAGUCAACCGCCCACUGACAAACAACCUGCAGAAGACGCGGAUGACCCUCAGUAUUUUUACGACCGGAUGUUGUUCUACUGGAUGACCAGCGGAACGUCAUUGGUGACAGCUAGGUAUUCUGACAAUGAAUCGUAUUCCGAUGAGUGGGACCUGUCAGAUUAUGAAGCCGGAGAGGAGGACUUUCCUCCCCUCACCAGCUAUAGACCCCCCAAGUCGCCGAUUGGCGGGAAGCCACCGACAGAACCUGUUGCCGCAGAGUUCAAGGAAUCAUUCGCUGCCGUCGUCAGUAAGCCACCACAAGUUGUUGAAGAGACUGCAGAAGAAGCCGAGCCGGUAGAGUCAAUUCCCUCUACAAAAGAUGAAGAUCAAACAGAAGAAGUCUUGCCUGAAAAGGAGGAAGAACCGGAAGUGAGUCCGGCAGAGGAACGUGCCGUUCCUGAUGUCUCACCUGAGGAAGACGACGGUGAAGAGUCGUCUGAGGACGAGAAGGAAGAUCAUGACACUGAACCGCAAGGCACCGUCACUGAACAAAAAGACGAAGAACAGUCUGUCAGUGAUUGUGCUGCUUCUGGUGAUGAGGCGGUCAUAGUUCCGUCAGAGGUGACGGAGGGCGAUGACAAAGCAGACGAUGAAGACAACGACGGUGGAAGCCUAGAAGCCGUAAGAGGCGACACGCCUACAGACGAAGACCUAUCUGAGAAGGCAGACUUCGAGUCAUCAGAGAAAACGGAAGGAGAAGACAGUGCAGGUGCUGACACAAGUUCUGUUGGCAGCACUGAACAUGACUUGAAAAAAGACGAGACACCAGACGAAGCAGAAUGUGACGAAUCGGCCGAGAUAACUGCCGAUGACCUACCAACAGAAAAAGCAGACGAUGUUAGUGAAUCACCCACGGCUGACGUGGACAAAGAGACACCUGCUGAUGAGUCAGGUGAAGAAGCAAUUGCAUCAGAUCACGAAGAUGCUGAAGAACCAGUCAAGGAGGAAGACAACAAACGAAGCCCGCUACAGCGACAGGAAGCAAUGUCAAAAGGCGAAUCUAUCGAAAGCCAAGAGUCAGCUACUGCCGCUGAUACCAGCGAUAAAGCUGCCGACACAUCCUCCUCUAAAGACGAGCCAGAACAUCAAGCUAAGGUAAAAGCAGGCGAGGAAAUCCCAGAGGAAGACGUAGAAAUGGGUGAAGAUGAUGACGAUUCCUUGAAAAAAGAACGGGAGGAAGAGAUGCUUGACAAGACACGUGAAACCAAAAGCCGAGACUCGUCUGACAGUGAGGAUGACAGUAGCUCUAAGACCCGCCCACAAGCACUAGCUACAGGUGAGUCAACACCAAGGGAUGAUACGAAAGAACCGUGUGAGUUUGCUGUAACAAGCGCAGAUCGUGAAUAUCAACCUAACACGGGGGCUUCAAAUGAGGGAAACACAGAGUGUACUGAUGGUCAUUGUAGUAGCGAGCCGCAAGCGGUGUCUUUGCCACAGAAUGAAAUGUCAUGCCCUGAGCAGGAAACAGGAAGGCUCAGGGUGCUGCCGUGGGCGAGAUGGGAGAAGAUUGACGACACAUCGCCCCGGACAGUACGGCGGAGGCCGCCAUUCCUCGAACUUGAAGCACCUGUCUGUGAGGCGUCGUCGGAAGAAACAUCGCCGAUACAACAGCGUGCUGAGCCAAUGGACAUAAAGGAGGCCAAUGAGUCGACGCCAAGGAGGAGCUCCACAUCGUCGGCUGAAACAUCAGAGGAAGAAGAGGAGGAAGAAGAAGCGAUUUCUUCUGGUGACGAAGAGGGUGAGUUUGACGUACCAGAGAGAACAGAAUCUCCAGAAGAAAGGCUGACACGCACAGACGCGUGGGCUACCUCAGGCGGAAACUUGUAUUUAGGUGCAGCUACUAGAAUGGUAAGGAAUCAGCUGCCGGACAUUCCCGAACACAGCCGGGAGGACGACUCAGAAGCAUCCGACGAUGAUAACCAGCAAGACGAAGUAGAGAGACCGAGGCAAAGUGCAAAGCUAGCAGAUUCACACAGCAGUCCGUAUACACAUGAUAGGCAUCAUGAGGAAUUAGAGAGUUCUGAAGAAUCAGAAUUAGACCCUGAGGAACUGCAUUAUCUCGACAACGAUGAUGAAGAGCAGUGUAUAAUGUUUGAGGAGGACAGACCAGAAGGUAAUCCGCUGUACCUGCGACAAAUCCAUGGGGAAACGUACACUGAGCAGCAGACAGGCAAUAAGGAUGAUACAUCCUCAGAUGAUUCGGAGGACGAAGACAAACGGCAGGCUGUUAUGGAGCACGACCGGCUUGUAGAACUACAGGAGGAUCUUUUUGAGAAAGACAGCUUAGAUGACGUAGACGAUCAUGUGACAUCUACUGACGUGCUAAGAGAAUAUGAGGACCAAUCAAAACUGUCCGCUACAGAACCGACCGAAUACCGGUGUGACGAUGGGGAGGAUGCAGAUCUGAUGGCUGAAGGGGAAGUAGACCCUUCAAAUAACAAUGAAAUCCUGUUGGCGUCUGAAGGUCCUGGUGAUGAUAUGGAUUCUGACCAUGAAGAAUUCCACGUGACAGUGUCAGAGAAACACCUGGUGGACACGUCCACACAACACCUUAUAGUCAUAACAAAAGACGCAGACGAGGACAAAGACCAGUGUCAAGAAAAGACCUCAAUGGACUCAUUCGAAAGUACCGGCCCGUCCACUGAGGGUGGGUCAGACACGUCUGAUGACGACGGUUCUGGUAAGAAGAAGCGACGGCGCAGACAAAAGUACGGUGAACAGCGAUCUUUUACAGAAGCUAUUCACCACGAUCCAGACAGUCCAACAUACAUAUCUCGAAUGAACUUUGAGUUCAAACAUCCUGAAACAACUGAUUCAGAAAUAGUGCUGCCACUGGAAGUUGAACAAGAGUGCACGCCAACGCCGGAAAAUAUUCCUGUCGAAUUGGUGGCUGAAUCAGAUCAUCAGAUGUGUACCGUUGAAGAUCAAGUUAGGGAGGACGGCACAAAGGCAACAGUGCCAGAGUCUGGGGCUGAAUCUGUCGGUGACAAUGAUCAAGAAGACGAUACCUUUGAUCAAACUGUAAGGGAGCAUGUGGAGGAUACCAGUGUUGAUUCAGCUCCUGUUGUGUCAUCUGAUUCACCUGGUGAUGACAACAGGCCAAGAUCAGCAGAAUACACCGAUUCGUCCGAUUCAGACAGUGAUACCGACACCGCAGAAUCGGAAACGUCUGCGGACUCCAUCCUUGCCUCACCUGGUAACGGUGGUCCGGGUCCGUCUGGUGGUGGACAGUACCGUACUCCAAUGGCAACAGUCCCUGUGACGUCAUACUACGUAACAUCAGGUGUUCCUUUCACUAUGGACCCAACGACGUCAGAACACGUGGAGAUCCCACCCAUGCCGACGUCACCGAGACACAGCUGGGGUAUGCAGGCGAGCUAUACCUUUGAGGAACACCAGCCUGCUACCACCGGGCUACUGACCCCCAUCAUCAACGGUCACAUCCCUGUGGUCAAGCACCACGUCCAGUACGACGACCUGAAGCGUCCGAUCAUACCGAUCUUGUUGGACAUUGGCGACAAACUUAGCCCUGAGUACUCAGGCGAAACGAAAGCAGCAGAACCAUGCAGCAGCGAGCGAGAGAUAUUGUCUCCAUCGCCGUACGACAAUCUUCUUGAAUCAGACCUAGCUGAAGGGGAGGCUCAGCAAGGUGUGAACGUAGAGAGUCUACAGCCGAUGAGUUGCCGCUGCGUCGCCCCACCACCAGACCGAAAACCGUUCGAGUCACCGUCCGAUGAACUAGAACUCCCACCCAACCCUGACUUUAAACCAAUGGACUGUCUCUGCACCCAUCCCCAGAAGGGCGCCAGAGUGGUCUGGUCACCAAAGCACAGUCCACGGCAUUCGCCGCAGAACGUUGAACGAUGCUACGAAGCCAUUUCGAAUACGCUAGCCACCAGCAGGCAUAAUUAUGUCGAGUGCUUGAGGCAAGAGCAAGACGCUGAAGACGAAACAACCGCCCUGAAUCAAAGCCAACCAUCACAUGGCGAUGAUUUAGUCGGGGACAUGCCUGAGGGCAGAACUGUGACAAUCUUGCAGUUCGACAUGGAGGACGACAGGUCCUCACAAACAUCAUCCCCGCUCAGCGUCCAUUCUACCCACCUUGGCACUCCGCCAAUACUUGAAGAGGAACUCGAUGAUAGUCCUGCAUUUUCCCCAACGCGGCAGACGCUUGACACCUUUAUCCCGGUAUCUCCCCCUGUCAGAGAAAUCAGACAUCCUGGCAUCGUCCAGGAAGCCAUCCGCGCCCCAAGAGCUCGCAAACUCACAGAAACGGAAGACUCUACGAGUCAAGGGCACAGCCCAGUGUCAAACAGAGACGACGAGCUUAAAACGCCGACAGGUUCUCUGCUCUUUCCUUAUGACAAAAUUCAUGGACCCUAUCCUCCACAGGAUCAGCCAAGCUUUGUAACCCCAGACAGAAGAACGCAGGUAAAACGGAAGAGACCAUCUGAUGACGUUCAGGGUACAAGUCCUCGUCCUACAUAUACGUCACCGGUAAGACCGCGGACAGAUUCUCCAGCAGAAAAAUGUUUGUCUCCAUCAGAUCACCGAUCAAAAGACGCUUCCCCGUCUAAGAUACCAGACGAUUUUCCCAAGCUGUGCACCGGAAAAGUUCGGUCUAUGGUUAGUAAAUGGGAAGAAAUAGUGAAGAAGGAGCCACCAAAGAGUCCUCUGAUGCCAACAAGUUCUCCCAGUUCACCAGAAAUCCCCAGAUACGGGGAAAGGGAUGUAAUUUCCCCACCGUUCAGUCAUCACGGCUCUUCGCCUUACUACAUGUCGAGGAGAAGAACGGAAGAAACAUCACCAGAGGGCGCUUCAGCAAAGCAGCAGAAGGUGCAGAAGCACAAUGUUGACGUGUCUGCCAGACGACCACUUCAUGGUUCCCAUGCCCUCACUGGUGAAGAGGAGGAGAGUAUGAUCACCGCAACAGAAUACGGUGUUCCGUUCCAAACAACCGCGCACGACGACGGCGCUGAGAAAGUCUUGGUGUACGGUUAUGAAGUCGAGUGGGAUAUUCCGCGGUUGCAGGUCUGCCUCAGCCCGCGUGAGGGCUUCGAUGAUGAUGAGGACAGUAUGAGUGAUGAUGUCACUAUCAGUAGUCUGACGGAAACAGACGGAGAGGGUGGAGUGUCUGCAUCUUUGUCGUCUCUGGAGGAGUACAUCCUCGACCCAGCCCGCAUACUCGGUAGGCCGUCCAGCUUCACAGAGCUGCCCAUGAGUCCGGUAGAAGAAGAAGAGGAAAGUCCAGCAGAGGACAGCGCGCAGGGUAGCAGCAACACGAAAGAGGCGCUAAGUUCCCAUAGCGUGUGGGAAAGGCUGGGCGUUCUGGAGACCCCAUGCCCUUAUUUCUGCCAAAUGUGGCUGCCGAUGCUGAAAUAUCACCUGCUGGAUUUCCAGUAGAAAACGGCAGACGUGCACAACAAACACGCUGGCAAAAAAAGUGCCCCGAACCCACGAGAGGAGUUUUACAUGGAGAAGGUGUUACUGAGUGGGUGUAGGAACUUUUAAGUAGCAAAAGACAUGGUUAUGGCAAGGACGGGUGACUUAGGUACGCCCAAUCCGUGGUGGACAUUUUCGGUUCUGAGAACAUACAUCAAGAUUGUGUACAGGACUGGAGAACGCUGUGUAGACUGGUCAGUGAUAAGUGUAUAUUUAAGAAAGACAGAAGGGGGUUCCAAAAGAAUUCAGCACAUGCAGAAAACGCUGAGAUUCUAGAACCUUUUCAAGCUUUUUAGAGGCUCUCGUCACAUUCGUGCGUUUCCCUCUACUAUAUCCCAGUAAUAAAGACACGCCAUGACACUUAUUAUUGACGUAGUUUGAGUCGUUAUUUUUCAGAAAAAUUCUGAGUUCUGUUCUCAGCCAAAAAUUUCAUUCUGCCACAAAACCCCCGCCAUUCAAUAGGUAUAUGCAUGCUUCUAGUAGAAGAGCAACGUGAUGUAGCGUAUCUGUUUAGGAGGGGUGAGAUAGAUUUGUAACACAGGGGGCAACCGGUUGAUGAAACAAUGAAGUAUCGAGACAGGAAGGUUUAACAAAUGGAGUGAAUCAAAGGAUUCAGAAAGGCGAGGAAAGUAAUCUAAUUACGAGGAUGAACCAAUGGUUGUAUGGUAUUCAAAGAUGAAGAUAGAUACAGAUACAUUUCUUGACUUCUACAGUAGCAUGCAUAAACAACAGGCAUGAUGACGCAGAGAGCUAGCACAGCAACAAAUAAAGGUAGUGACGUAAAAAAAUAAAGAAACUCUUUUAAGUUUGUGUUUGAAAA
Molecule: messenger RNA, 8657 nt
Organism: Branchiostoma belcheri (Belcher's lancelet)
Lineage: Eukaryota; Metazoa; Chordata; Leptocardii; Amphioxiformes; Branchiostomatidae
Product: titin-like
Exons: 13
Coding region: 224-7798 (2524 amino acids)
Source: RefSeq, a predicted model, not a curated record